Diuraphis noxia (Russian wheat aphid) is the source of this 629-nucleotide messenger RNA. Its product is annotated as androgen-induced gene 1 protein-like. Lineage: Eukaryota; Metazoa; Arthropoda; Insecta; Hemiptera; Aphididae. The record is from RefSeq and is a predicted model, not a curated record. Gene Ontology annotation, cellular component: endomembrane system; membrane.
GGUUCAUAAUAUAAUAAUUGGCAUGUAGACUAAUUUAACUUAGGUGGCACGUUUUUUUUCGCACGUUAAGUAUAAUAUAUCAUUAUAUUGGAUAAAAUCGGUUAUAACUAAUAAUGACCGCYGAAGCUAAGACCUGCACCAUGGACGCCAUCAACAAGGGCGUACAUCUAUCAGGUGCCGUGCUCUUUACUUAUUCACUAUACUAUUAUUAUACCUACGUCAACAUACCAGCUCGUCUUAACCCCUUGGAUGAGGCCUUCGGCGGGAAAUUCAAAUAUCUAACCUUCUGCAAUAUGGUCAUUCAAACGAUUUUUUACCUGUACGCAGUGUUUGUCGAUCAUAUCGCCGUGCGCACUUGCUCUGUCGUCACGUCAGAGUCGUUGAAAAGGAGCAAACACAAUUUUUUCACAAUUUUUGCAUUUCCACUGUCGAUGGUAAUAUGCAUUUACAAGAGUGGCAUGUGGGUUUACCCCAUUCUUGCAAAAUUGAAUUUGCCAUUGCGAGUGAUGUUCUUUACGGGAUCUUUUUUAUAUGCUCCAAUUACGUAUUUAGUUGGUGAAUAUAUGAACAAUGCAUACUGGGGCGUUCGUUCUUCAAAUAAAUCAAAUAGUUCGAAGAGAGAAUAAAAC